AAAAAUUUUCUCCAACCAUGAAGGUUCAUUGUUUACUAGUAACUGGUGGUAUUUAUGUGGCAAAUGGCUAUAUUACUCAUGAUAGUAUGCCAGACUUGCUAGCAUGGCCAGCUGUAUCAAUUUGUUUGGCCUCAUUAACAUUUACUGAAAGCGCACAUCAACUCCUUGAAUACUUUCAUACGAUUGAUUCUCUCGAUGAUGCAAACCAUAUUCGGGAACUCUCUUAUCAAAUUUCCACUGAAUGGAAAAAAAUAAUUAAAGUGCCAACUUUUUAUAUGAGUCUUAAUGACGUUGAAAAGGCUAUUAAAUUUACAGUUGAAAAAUUCAAGUAUUUAGUUCACGGAGACCAUCGUUUCCUUCAAGAAAUCCUCAAUAAAUCUGCACUCACGUUUUUGUCGCAAAAUCUUUUUAUUCUCUGUGGUAAGGAUUUACAUGAAGCCCUUGAUGAACUCUUUAUGGAAAAUGAAGAUGA
Molecule: messenger RNA, 472 nt
Organism: Racocetra persica
Lineage: Eukaryota; Fungi; Glomeromycota; Glomeromycetes; Diversisporales; Gigasporaceae
Source: the annotation of a GenBank genome assembly